UCAUUUAUUAUAUAGACGCUGCUAAGACGGACGUUUUAUACCUGAUUUACUUAUAAUUUUACUCUUGCAGAUUUUCAGAGUCGAUAUAGUUCACUCGGAUGAGGACUCGUUGGAGUUUGAUAUGAUUGGAAUAGACGCGGUCAUCACCAAUUCUUUUCGCCGUAUAUUACUGGCUGAGAUGAUCAGGAAGGCACUGAAAUUGACACAAUUCAACUUCAGCUGAAGGUAAAAUGCACCAGGAAUACUAGAGCCCCUAAAGACUCUUCAGAUCCCAAGGAGUUAUAUCUUAAUCACAUGGUCUACUCUGGUGACAUUAAAUGGCUCCCGAUUGGAAACCAGACUGAUGUGUUUGCAGGUGCCGAGAUUGGUCCUGUGCAUGGGGACAUUCUCCUGGCACAACUUCGACCAGGGCAGGAACUGGAUAUAGUCAUGCACUGUAUCAAGGGAAUAGGCAAGGAUCAUGCCAAGUUUUCUCCUGUGGCCACUGCAAGCUACAGACUUCUUCCUGAAAUCACAAUAUUACAGACCAUUGAGGGAGAACAAGCUGAGAGUUUAAAGCGCUGCUUCUCACCAGGAGUUAUUGAGAUCCAGAACGUGAACGGUAGGGUUAUUUCGCUUUAUUGCCACGUAAUCUUGAUAUUUGGUACUUUUAUUGUUGUGUUAUAA
Molecule: messenger RNA, 666 nt
Organism: Carassius gibelio (silver crucian carp)
Lineage: Eukaryota; Metazoa; Chordata; Actinopteri; Cypriniformes; Cyprinidae
Product: DNA-directed RNA polymerases I and III subunit RPAC1-like
Exons: 4
Coding region: 295-666 (123 amino acids)
Biological process (GO): DNA-templated transcription
Cellular component (GO): RNA polymerase I complex; RNA polymerase III complex
Molecular function (GO): protein dimerization activity
Source: RefSeq, a predicted model, not a curated record